Molecule: messenger RNA, 4258 nt
Organism: Candoia aspera
Lineage: Eukaryota; Metazoa; Chordata; Lepidosauria; Squamata; Candoiidae
Product: zinc finger protein 397-like
Exons: 5
Coding region: 31-2631 (866 amino acids)
Cellular component (GO): nucleus
Molecular function (GO): DNA binding
Source: RefSeq, a predicted model, not a curated record
CCCCCCGCAACUUCGACGGCCGGACCCAACAUGGCUUCGACGGGGGGCGAGAAGCGGAAGCGGGUCAACCUGAGCGUGAAGCAGAAGCUGGAGCUGAUCGAGAAGCUGGAGUCGGGCUCGUCCGUGGCGCGCGUGUGCGAAGAGUACGGGGUGAAGAAGCAGACCGUGUCCGACAUCCGCAAAGCGAAGGAGAAGCUCAAGAAGUUCGUCCUCAUGUGCGACGUCGACUCGACCAGCAACACCGCCGAGAUCGGGGCGAGGAAGCACAUGAAGAUGUCCCAGGAAGCCUCCCUCGAAGAGGCGGUGCUGAAGUGGUACGUGGAGCAGCGCUCCGGCGGCGCCAAGGUCCGCCGGGUGGACCUGAAGUCGGCCGCCAACGCCAUCGCCGCCGACAUGAAGCUCAGCUUCAAAGCCAGCGACGGGUGGAUCUGGCGCUUUUACAAGCGGCACGGCAUCGACAACAAGCGCGCCUGCGGGGAGGCCGCGGAGGAGGUGGCGCCGCUGGGGAGCAGCUUCUACAAGCGCUACAUCAUGUCGCAAAUCAGAUCCAAGAGCAAAGAGGCUGCAGAGAAAACAAUGAAGGAGAAAAACUGUGCAGAUCCACAAUGGAAAGGAGGACCAGAAAGUCCCACCAAUCCAGGUCAGCCUCAGUAUAUUCCAGAACCAAAAUUAGAGGAAAUGGAUCUCGGAAAACUCCCUUGUGGAAUUCAGCCUCAGCCUGUUUCUGAGCAACCAGGAUGGGGAGCAUCACAAAAAAGUAAAGAGGAACCAUUCAUUGGGAUGGAAGAGCGGUGGGAGGCCCAGUGGCAGCAGUUCCUCAAGACACUGCAACCCGUCCACAGAGCAGGGGGCAACCCAUGUUUCUCAGAGGCUUCUCCCUGGGAAGAUACCAAGGCCUUUUUGGCCUCCUUUGAGCAGGUGGCCAAAGCCUGCCAGUGGCCCACAGACCAGUGGGUGGCCCAUCUUCUGCCAGCACUGAGUGGAGAAGCUGAAGAGGCCUUCCAAAGUCUGGAAGCCAGAGAUCGGGAGGACUAUGGGAAAGUGAAGGCGGCCAUCUUGCGAGGGGAAGCCCUGAAAAUGGAGAUGCAACGCCAACAUUUUAGGCAGUUCUGCUGCCUGGAGGUGGGAGACCCCCGAAGGAUCCACAGCCAACUACAGGAACUUUGUCUCCAGUGGCUGAGGCCGGAGAGGCGCACCAAGGAGCAGAUCCUGGAGCUGCUGAUCCUGGAGCAGUUCCUGGCCAGCCUCCCACUGGAGCUCCAGAGCUGGAUCCGAGCAGGAGGAGCAGACACGUGUUCCCAGGCGGUGGCUCUGGUGGAGGAGUUCCUGAGGAGCCGGCAGGAUGUCAAGUCAGAGUCAUAUGAGGGGCCAGGACUGAUCCAGGAGGUGGCCGUGAGUUUUCUCACCUCUGAGCAGACGCCAUUAAUUCCUGGAGAGAGGCAGCUCGAUUGCAAGAUCAAGCAAGAAGAGGAUGAUGGCGUCAAUUCAGAAGGGCCUCAUGGCAGCAUGGAUCCUACUCCCUCCUCCAAUUUUAUACCUGCAACAACAACCCUGCAAGCCGCUGAUGAGUGGAUCACUGAGAUGAAAGAGGGGGAUUCCCAGGGGGAUGACACUGAGCCCAUGAAGCUCCAGGGGACCCCCUGGGACAGUCUCCCCAAACCCCAGGAGGACAGUGACACUUUGGUGAGCCCUGAUGCUGGCUCAAAGCAGAAGGGAGAAGAUGGCCACGAUCAGCCCAUGGUUGAAAUCUUUCCUCUGGCGGGAGAGGAGAGGAAUCUGAGUCCGCCGGUGGUCAAGAAGCGAUACAGGAUCCGGGGGAAGAAGACAUGCUCCGUCUGCAGCAAGACCUUCAGCCGGAGCACAGUGCUCGCCGCGCAUCAGCGGACCCACACGGGCGAAAAGCCGUUCGAAUGCCAGAGCUGCGGGAAGUGCUUCAGCUUCAAAUCCGCCCUAGUUGUGCAUGAGAGGACCCACACAGGGGAGAGGCCCUAUGCAUGCGAUCGGUGCGGGAAGAGCUUCACCGUCAGCUGGGUCCUCACCAGGCACUACAGAGUCCAUACCAAAAAAGAGCAGUUUGGGUGCUUGGAGUGCGGGAAGAGCUUCCCCCAAAAGUCGCAGCUGCUCAGCCACCAGAAGGUCCACAUCAGGGAGAAGCCCUUCCGGUGGGCCCAGCCUGGGGAAGCUGUUGGGUGCGGCCUGGGUGUCAAGAGACCGGAAGGCUCCUGCUCGGGGGAGGCGAAGCCCUUCAGAUGCCCCGACUGCGAGAAGUCCUUCAAUACGUCCUCCCAGCUGGACAGGCACCACCGGGUCCACACGGGAGAGAGGCCCUUCACGUGCUCCGAGUGUGGGAAGAGCUUCAGGCAGUGGCAGAUUCUCAUGGUGCACAAGAGGAUCCACACAGGCGAGAAGCCAUUUAAGUGCGCUGUCUGCGGGAAAUGCUUUUCCAACCAGGCCAGCCACAUCCGGCACCGGAAAGUCCACACGGGGGAGAGGCCGCACCCCUGCGCCAUCUGUGGGAAAAGGUUCCCCUACCGGGCGGUUCUAGUGAAGCAUCAGAAAAUCCAUGUGCGGGAAGCCCUGAACAGUCACUGGGUGGGGAAGGAAGAGGAGCAGGCUAAAGAAGCUUCAUAAAAGAAAAAUGGGCAGUGAAACGCUCCAGUUUUGUGACUGGGACCACAGGCAGCCUUUCACCUGAGCCUUCCCAUACAUGAUGGCCUCCAGAUGUGUUGGACCAGUGGCCAUUCCAGGUGGAGGUGGCAGGAAUUGUACUUAAUACCUGAAAAUACCAGGUUCAGGAAGGUUGACCUUGUAAAUGCAGCGUGUGCCCAUACAAGCCCUUGGGGAACACUUGGUAGGUCUCCAGUCCUUGAUGUCUGUCUCAGCACUGCUGUAGGAGAAGCACCCAUCAUCUGGCCGGGACUCUCCUGAGCACUCCUGAUGGGUGUGUCUGGGACCUGAGGUUGGGUGGAUCCUUGGCUUGGUGAUGAGGGAUUGUUGAGUGUCUGUGAAGUUGAUAGUCUCAGGGGUACAGGAUCUUUAAGCUAUUCACUGUAGUGAGUCAAUGAAUCCAUUAACAGAGGACAGGGAGUCCCUUUAAUGGUUGCAUCUGUAUUGCCUAAUAAUAUGGGUGUGCAUAAAAUGGGAAACGUGCUUUGUUGUGAACGGAAACAAAUGGUGCGUCUUGGAAGUUGGGCUGAACCAUCCUGGGUAGUCUGCAGUUUGGGGAAAAACUGACAUCUGGAACUGGAGUUGCUCAAGUUUUGACCCAAAAUCCAGAGGUGUGCCAUUCUCCCCCCAUCAUCACUGAUAGGGUAAGGAAGGUGCUGCGAAGACGGGAGGUGAGUCUGGGAUAUUGUUCAGCAAAAACUAGGGGCAGUGGCAGCUAUUCACCCCCCAUCCUUCCUUCUUUUCCCUACCUCCCCUUAGUUGCCACCACCACAAUUAAUAUUCUUGGUUUUUCGCCACACUCCCUCUCAAACACUUCUGCCUAGAAUGCAUCUGUCUUGGUCUGGACAUCGAUCUCCUGAAACUAUGCAGGGAAUAGUUCAUGCGCAGAACAUUUUGUGCAUCCCUAAUAGCCAAUCUUGGGCAAUCUCAGAAAGCGAAGAGUGGUUAGAUCUGUUUAGUACUUGGAUGGGAGACCACCAGGAAAUCCCAGGGCUGCAGGCUAUACUGGGAACUAAAAAAAAAAUCCAGAAGUCAGUAGCAGUAAAUCACAUGGAUAUUGAUGCCAAGCAAAAUAAAUGGACAAGUCUGUGAAAUCAACGAGAGUUGAGCUCUCCUUUAAGUUGUAUGGUCUAGUAGUAUAUACUAUAGGAAUGGGAACAAAAAAAAGUGAUUUUCUUCUCAAUGUCAUUGUGUUUUUAGGUCACUUGGCUUUAGUGGGGUGGAAUCUUUCAGUUUCUUACUCUAAAGGCUGAUGUCACCUUGUUCCCUCAGAAUUACUACAUUGAGAGGUUAAUGUAUAUCAUGGAAACUAAUUAAAAGGAAAUUAGAUGUGUCAUUGGUUUGACUAUGAAGUUUCUUUUCUUUUUCCCUCAAUGCAAUUUUUCUCUUCUCAGUCCUGGCUAGCAACGGCUUCAGAGACCCCUCAGAUGAGCUGAGGUCAUCCAUUGAACGGAAUCAUCCAUUGCAUUGUUAACCAGUUUUGUAGAUACGAUAGUAUUACAGAAUGCUGAACUAUGCUGGGAUCUUAGAGAAUCAGUGAAAAGUGAAGGAUACAGUAAUAGCCUCUGCUUUAAAGAAUUGCACAUCUGCU